Messenger RNA from Alosa alosa (allis shad), 2523 nucleotides. It is a transcript of the gene pcgf5a, whose product is annotated as polycomb group ring finger 5a. Gene Ontology annotation, cellular component: PRC1 complex. NCBI's taxonomy places the organism in Eukaryota, Metazoa, Chordata, Actinopteri, Clupeiformes, Clupeidae. The transcript is spliced from 9 exons. The record is from RefSeq and is a predicted model, not a curated record. Bases 339 to 1058 code for a protein of 239 amino acids. Gene Ontology annotation, biological process: regulation of transcription by RNA polymerase II.
GUAAAUGCGUGUGCUAGUUCCGUAUUCUCUCAGCUAGUUUACUACAUACGCCGUUCACCCUCCCUAAAAUUCCCCGUUCGGACGGGAACCGCGAUGUGAAUCUCUCGUCGCUCUGUAUUCCCACAGUCGUCACUUUCUCGUGGUGUCUGACGGUAAGCCUUGUAGUAUGUUCAGGAUGAUUAAUUUACUAGGUGGAAUCUAUUCAGAAUGAAGAGCCCGCACAGGCAAGAGUGCAAAAGGAUGCGGUGGUUACCAUGGCAAUGCUGGACCACACACACACAGCUGUGACCUCUGCUCCACGAUCUCUCCCCACCCGAUGACCUCUGCUGCCACCCAUCAUGGCCGCUCCGAGGAAAUACUUGGUCCGAGACUUUAACCGCUAUAUCACCUGCUUCCUGUGCAGAGGUUAUCUGAUUAAGCCCACCACCGUCACCGAAUGCCUGCAUACCUUUUGUAAGAGCUGUAUUGUUCAGCACUUUGAGGAGAGCAAUGAAUGCCCACAGUGUGGCAUUCAAGUGCAUGAAACCAACCCAUUAGAGAUGCUAAGGCUGGAUAAAACACUUGAGGAAAUAAUAUUCAAACUUGUGCCUGACCUGAGAGAGAAGGAAGAACAGCGGGAGGUUGACUUCUGGAGGAAAACAAAGUCAAAAGGGAACGGUGAAGAUGGUCCUCUGCUCAAGAAGGCAAGACUGGGUGAUGAUGAUGACUGUGAUGAAGAUGGCGGUGGACGAGAUGGAGACUAUCAUAGGAGUGAUCCUCAGAUUGCCAUCUGUCUGGACUGCUUGCGAAACAACGGACAGUCAGGAGAAAGUACAGUAAAGAGCUUAAUGAAGAAAUUCAUCCGCUGUUCCACUCGGGUUACCGUGGGAACCAUUAAGAAGUUUCUCUGCCUGAAACUUAAGUUACCAAGUUCUUAUGAGCUGGAUGUACUGUGUAAUGGAGAGAUCAUGGGCAAAGACCACACCCUUGAGUUCAUUUACCGCACACGUUGGAGACUACAAGAAGAGAGCGCAUAUCCCAUGGUUCUGGAGUAUCGCCCACGAAUCGACUUUGGCUAAGAGAACAGUGUCACAACUUAACAGAACUGAUGCUGUAAGGACAAGGACUCCCAGGCGGACACAAGAAAGUUCACACUGACAAGCUGACUUCAUGUCACCCAUACCAUUCCUGUCUGUUUUGUUUUUUUUGUCACAAGAGCUGCUCUGGUAGAGGCGCCCAUACAUGACUCUUGAGUAGUAAAAAUCCUACUUGAGUAGGAUUGUUUUUACUUACUCGCCUGGUAAAGCUAGAACACUGGUUUUACCUACUCAACAUGCAGACAUAGAGCACUGACAGAGCCUGACAUGAUGGCAGCAGCACAUCAACGACCCACUUUGCCAUGAUAACCCAAUGUUUUCUUUAAAGUAAGUAAGGACAGGUGUGUGUGUGUGUGUGUGUGUGUGUGUGUGUGUGUGUGUGUGUGUGUGUGUGUGUGUGUGUGUGUGUGUGUGUGUUUGUGUGUGUGUGUGUGUGUGUGUCCUGCAAACUUCCUGACACAUAAAAGAACAGGCGACUCAGCCCUGAAGCAUCACUUGUACAUUCAGGCUGGGAGUCCCGGUGGUGACGAAACCCUGCUCUCCAGAGUCCAGUUCACUCUGCAGUGAUUACACCAGACAAGGAAGAUGAGAUGAACGUUUAUGCCCCUUGGACUCUUCUCUUUUAACGCUUCCACUCCAUCACUUGGUCAAAUUAGCCUCUUCAGUUUCCUGCCAUUUCUCUAUAUACUUCUCUCUGUUUUUCACUCUUUCUUGCUCUCUCUCUCUCUCUCUCUCUCUCUCUCUGUCUCUCCCUUUGUCAUCCCUCUGUUAGUGCGUUUCUGUGCCUGUUGCAUCUGUAAUGGUGUUUUUUGGCAGAGUUGUGUGGUCCUGAUGGCUCUGGCUGACAGCUGAGACGACGGAUGGUUUCUAGUCACUGCUGAUGACACAAGAGGACGUGAAUGUGUCUCUCAAAACUGCAUCGGAUGGCACGUGCUUCGCAAAAGGCUUUCCCAUCAACUGCAGAGUUGGGGGAUGGUGAUUUACAUAUUCUAUUUCAUCUUUAGCGGCGUUUAGUUUGAGGAUUCCUCUAUUUAAUUCGUCUUUUGUCACAGUCUGAACAAACAUGUCUAUUUUCUUACUACAGAUAAUCCAAAUAACUACGCAAUGAUUUGGAAUAACUAAUCAGACCAAUAUGGUGUUUUAUUAUGUUCCCUGAUGUCUGUCUCAGUGUAGAUUCAAGAGACAUGAUAUUGACGCCAUUGCCGAAUUUAUUUUGUAUUGUCUGCAUUGUUCCUUAGAACAUCUUCCAUAGUUAUUCAUUCAGAUAAUAAGAUUUCAUUUUUAAAUAUUACAAACUUCAUGGUACAUAUUACAGAAUACAUCAUACAUUAUUUGGAAUCUGUGGGAUUUCAUAGGAUUUGAAUUGCACUGGUACGUUACACUUAUAGUAGAUUGUAUGAAUCUGCAAUUGAUGUAGUUUUAUAAAGAAAUCACAAAACUGAAAGUA